This is a messenger RNA of Neomonachus schauinslandi (Hawaiian monk seal), 1126 nucleotides long. RefSeq names its product aspartate beta-hydroxylase domain containing 1 (gene ASPHD1). The transcript is spliced from 3 exons. The record is from RefSeq and is a predicted model, not a curated record. Lineage: Eukaryota; Metazoa; Chordata; Mammalia; Carnivora; Phocidae. The coding region runs from base 1 to 1104 and encodes 367 amino acids.
AUGUGGAGGGGAAACAGCCCAGGGGGUAACCCGGGAGCAGCCACAGAGGGAACCGGUGGAGACCUGGGAGGACAGGGGAACUGGGGUCUGGAAGAUGCCCCAGGCCUCCUGGUCAGGGCCUCCCUGCCCAUCAUGCCUGCGUGGCCAUCGCCCUUGGCCUCCUCAGCCCUCACCCUGCUCCUUGGAGCCCUCACUUCCCUUUUCCUCUGGUACUGUUACCGCCUGGGUUCCCAAGACAUGCAGGCUCUCGGGGCUGGGAGUCGGGCUGGGAGUGUCAGUGGGGGGCCUAGGGGAUGCUCUGAGACUGGCAGGCCAAGCCCAGGGAGCUCUGGGGAGCCUAGGGAAGGACCCAGGGCAGAAGGCCUAGUGAGCCGUCGCCUGCGGGCCUACGCCAGGCGCUACUCCUGGGCAGGCAUGGGUAGGGUGAGGCGGGCAGCUCAAGGUGGCCCAGGCCCUGGGGGAGGGCCCGGGGUCCUGGGCAUUCAGCGCCCAGGCCUGCUUUUUUUGCCAGACCUGCCCUCAGCCCCCUUCGUGCCACGGGAUGCCCAGCGGCAUGACGUGGAGCUCCUGGAGAGCAGCUUCCCUGCCAUUUUGCGGGACUUCGGGGCUGUGAGCUGGGACUUCUCAGGGACUACUCCUCUGCCUCGGGGCUGGUCCCCACCCCUGGCCCCUGGGUGCUACCAGCUCCUGCUGUACCAAGCAGGCCGGUGCCAACCCAGCAACUGCCGCCGGUGUCCGGGGGCCUAUCGGGCACUGAGGGGGCUGCGGAGCUUUAUGAGUGCCAACACCUUCGGCAAUGCUGGCUUUUCUGUCCUCCUGCCUGGGGCCCGGCUUGAGGGUCGCUGUGGGCCCACCAAUGCCCGGGUCAGAUGCCAUCUGGGCCUGAAGAUUCCUCCCGGCUGUGAGCUCGUGGUCGGGGGCGAGCCCCAGUGCUGGGCUGAGGGACACUGUCUACUGGUGGAUGACUCCUUCCUGAACACAGUGGCUCAUAAUGGCUCUCCCGAAGACGGGCCUCGGGUGGUCUUCAUCGUGGACCUUUGGCACCCCAACGUGGCCGGGGCCGAGCGCCAGGCCCUUGACUUUGUCUUCGCACCAGACCCUUGAAGGAAGGGGCUCCCUUCAGACA